Molecule: messenger RNA, 600 nt
Organism: Anopheles darlingi
Lineage: Eukaryota; Metazoa; Arthropoda; Insecta; Diptera; Culicidae
Gene: BORCS7
Product: BLOC-1-related complex subunit 7
Exons: 2
Coding region: 113-430 (105 amino acids)
Cellular component (GO): BORC complex
Source: RefSeq, a predicted model, not a curated record
AAUCGUUUAGACCUUCUGCGGGCGCGGUGGCUGCUUGGGUGUCCAAACAAACAAAAAAUCAGUCCACCCACAAUUGUCGCCCCUUAAAUUCUUUCCAGUGAACGCCCUGGCCAUGGCAUCGGCCUCCAGCAGCAGUGCCAAGAAUCUUUUCAGCGAUUCAAAACGCAGAUUAGCCGAGCGGGUUGUGGUGAAUGUGAAUAACGCAUCCUCGGUGGCUCGGCAAAUCGUCCGUGGUUCCAAAUCGAACGAGAUCCUGAUGCAGGCAGCCAAAAACUUUGCCUAUCACGAGAGCUCGGUCGAUAAUAGCCUCCAGAAUUUGAAGAAAAUGGAAAUCAUCUUCCAGCACCUGAAUUACCAGCAGGAAGCAAUCGCGCAGGCCGCCGACAAACUGGAGUACGUCGAGGAGCAGGUGAAGGCGAUGGAGAGGUGAUAAAGCAUCGUGAUAAGCUCGUGGAAGAUGGUUUUUACUUACGCUUAAAACGUACGGAAUUACGGAACGUACGCAUUAAUUUGUGCAAACAACAAAAAAACAUUCGCUGUUUGUUGAACUGGGCUGUCAAAAAUAAAAUCCAAUAUGGCGACCGAAAAAGGGCUAUGACU